CUGUGUGGCAAGCAGACCUGCGGCCACCUUCUCUCAUUUUUUCUUCUCUUGUACUCCAAUUUCCAUCUCAAAACACAAAAUAAUGGAUCCAAAAGCCAUUAAGGAGGAACUGCGGCUUUUCCAGAGCACCUUGCUUCAGGAUGGGCUGAAGGAACUCCUGAAUGAAAACAAGUUUGUGGACUGUACUUUGAAAAUCGGUGACCGCUGCUUUCCUUGCCACCGUUUGAUAAUGGCCGCCUGCAGCCCCUACUUCAGAGAGCUCUUCUUCUCCGAGGAUGGCAAGGAGAAGGAAAGUGGUAAGGAGGUUGUUCUGGAUGAUGUAGAUCCCAACAUCGUGGAAAUGAUCAUCCAGUACUUGUACUCCGCUGAGAUUGACUUGACGGAUGACAAUGUUCAGGAGAUAUUUGCAGUGGCGAACCGUUUCCAGAUCCCCUCAGUGUUUACAGUAUGUGUGAAUUAUCUCCAGGCGAAGCUGUCCUUGUCCAAUUGUCUUGCCGUCUUCAGGCUUGGCCUGGUCCUCAGCGUGCCCAGGCUUGCCAUAGCGGCACGCGACUACAUCAUCGACCGCUUUGAAACCGUGGCUGCUGAGGAGGAGUACCUUCAGCUGGCACCCCACGAACUCUUGGCCCUAAUUGGCGGAGAUGCCCUCAACGUGGAAAAAGAGGAAGUCGUAUUUGAGUCGGUGAUGAAAUGGGUGCGUAGCGACAAGGCGAAGCGUGCCAAGAGUCUGGGGGAGGCGUUUGAGUGCAUCCGCUUCCGUCUGCUUCCUGAAAAGUACUUCCGGGAGAAGGUUGAGACUGAUGACAUAAUAAAGGCUGAUCCAGAACUCUUGAAGAAGCUACAAGUCAUUAAAGAUGCCUUCGGAGGAAAACUUCCAGAGAAGAAGAAGGCAGAGAAGAAGGAAGGAGAGGUAAAUGAAGAGGAGGAAGAGGAGUUGUUGCCAGGGUACUUAAAUGAUAAUCGUAGAUUGGGGAUGUACGGACGAGACCUGAUCCUCAUGAUAAAUGAUACGGCAGCUGUGGCAUACGAUGUGGUAGAGAAUGAGUGUUUUCUGGCUGCCAUGUCCGAGCAGGUGCCAAAGAACCAUGUGAGUCUUUGCACCAAGAAGAACCAGCUUUAUAUUGUCGGUGGCCUGUUUGUUGAUGAAGAAAGCAAAGAGUCUCCUCUGCAGUGCUACUUCUACCAGCUGGACAUUCUUGCGGCUGAGUGGAGGGCCAUGCCACCUAUGCCCAGCCCCCGAUGCCUGUUCAAUUUGGGUGAAUGUGAGAACCUUCUAUUCGCCAUCGCUGGCAAAGACCUGCAGACAAACGUGUCUCUUGAUUCUGUCGUGUGUUAUGACACUGAAAAGAUGAAAUGGAGUGAGACCAAGAAACUUCCUCUGCAUAUUCACGGUCACGCAGUUGUCUCACAUAACAACCUGGUGUAUUGCAUUGGAGGAAAGACAGAUGACAACACAGUAAUCAAUAAGAUGUUUAUGUACAACCACAAGCAGUCAGAAUGGCAGGAACUGGCAGCUAUGAAGACGCCCAGAGCGAUGUUUGGUGCUGUAGUUCAUAAGGGGAAAAUUAUCGUAGCUGGUGGAGUGAAUGAAGGAGGUCUAACAGCUUUAUCUGAAGUCUACGAUUUUGGAACAAACAAGUGGGACACAUUCACAGAGUUUCCUCAGGAGCGCAGCUCUGUGAAUCUCGUGAGCACUGGUGGAAACCUCUAUGCAAUUGGCGGCUUUGCAAUUGUAGAGCUGGAAGACAAAAACAUUGGACCCUCAGAGCUCACUGAUGUCUGGCAGUAUGAAGAGGAUAAGAAGGCAUGGAGUGGCAUGUUGAGAGAGAUGCGCUACGCCUCUGGCUCCUCCUGCGUCGGUAUGCGUCUUAAUGCUGCUAGAAUGGCCAAACUGUAAAAGAACCCAAUAUCUCCAAGUGUGACCCCUUUGGUGAUUUGACUUUUGACCUCAGCACACAGCUGUAUGUGUUCAUUUCUGUCUAAUGUUAAAUGAGAAGCUAAGGGAUCUAAAAGCUAGUCUGAGGCAAAGAUGCUGAGUUUCCUCAGGGUUUUUACAGUUUAGACACAACACAGUUGUAAUGAAAUGUGUGCAUGUAAUUUGAGUCUCUUUAAUGCCAGACAGAUUUCUGAAUAUUUGAGCAAGAACAGGUGUAUGUCUGUAUUGUUAAUAAUAUACUCAAAAUAGGUUCUCUACAUCAAUAACACUAGAUAAUAAACUGUAUGUGCAAUUUUUUGUAAAAUAAAGAUUUUUAAACUAUA
Molecule: messenger RNA, 2259 nt
Organism: Xyrauchen texanus (razorback sucker)
Lineage: Eukaryota; Metazoa; Chordata; Actinopteri; Cypriniformes; Catostomidae
Gene: klhl41b
Product: kelch-like family member 41b
Exons: 6
Coding region: 83-1897 (604 amino acids)
Molecular function (GO): protein binding
Source: RefSeq, a predicted model, not a curated record